Nezara viridula (southern green stink bug) is the source of this 1998-nucleotide messenger RNA. NCBI's taxonomy places the organism in Eukaryota, Metazoa, Arthropoda, Insecta, Hemiptera, Pentatomidae. The record is from the annotation of a GenBank genome assembly.
CGAAUUCAGUAUUUAAGAAGGUCGCGGACAGUCAGCUGCUCAGUCGCUAGACAACCGGUCAGACAUGUGUGGUAUUUGGGCGAUUUUCGGGCACGAUGUCGACAGUAUUACCUACUGUGAUGAUUCCUUUUGUAAAAUAAGGCACAGGGGACCUGAUGCCUGGAGGCUUCAGUUUGACAACAGAAUAAAGGAAGCAUGUAUUGGUUUCGUGAGACUGACAAUUGUGGACAGUAUAUGGGGAAUGCAACCCAUGAUACUUCAUGAAUUUCCUCAUUUGACAUUAGUUUGCAAUGGAGAACUUUACAAUUUUGGAAGGCUUGGAGAGGAAUUUGGUAUCAAAUAUGAAACUAGGUGUGAUGUUGAAUCUGUCACACAAUUAUUUGCUCGCGGAGGGAUCAAACAUGCAGUUUCUAAUUUAGAUGGAGUUUUUGGAUUUGUUCUUAUUGAUUCUAAAAACCGCAAAGUCUAUGCUGCCAGGGAUCCGUAUGGUGUGAGACCUUUGUUUAGGUUUGAGGCAAAAGGCACUGGAUUACUUGGCUUUAGUUCGGAAGGCAAAGGCUUGAUUGGAUUGAAGAGACUGGUUAAAGAUAAAUUGAAAAAUGGAUUUUGUGACAAAUGGUCUUUAAAACAGUUCCCACCUGGACACUUUGUUGAGUAUGACAUUUUGUCUGAUGGAAAAGUAAAAUUAGUUAAGGAAGAAAGGUAUUAUACCAUUGGAAGCAGGCCUAUUUUUCGUCCUUUUGUAUCUUAUACAGAUCUUAAAAAUGAUGUCCAUGCAAACAUUCGACUGCUGUUGACGGAAGCAGUUAGAAAGAGAUUAAUGUCGGAAAGAAGGAUUGGCUGCCUGCUCAGCGGUGGUCUUGACUCAAGCUUAAUUGCAGCAUUACUUAUGAAACUUGCAAAAGAAGAAGGUCUGGAAUAUAAAAUUCAGACCUUUGCUGUUGGAAUGGGCACCUCACCAGAUAUCGUAGCUGCUCGACAAGUUGCGAAACACAUAGGUUCUGACCACCAUGAAGUUAUUUUUACUGAGGAAACUGUAAAAGAUGUUUUGGAUAACGUUAUUUAUCAUCUUGAAACUUGUGAUAUCACAACAAUCAGAGCUUCAGUUGGUAUGUACAUUUUGUCAGAGUACAUUAAACAGAAAACAGAUUCAACUGUUAUUUUCAGUGGUGAAGGUUCGGACGAAUUAUCACAGGGAUAUAUCUAUUUUCGAAAAGCACCUACUCUUGAGGCAGGUAAUGAAGAAUCACUGCGACUUCUAAAUGAUAUUUAUCUUUAUGAUGGACUUCGUGCUGAUCGAACAACAUCUGCUCAUAGCUUAGAGCUCCGUGUUCCAUUCCUUGACCUACAGUUUUCAAGUUAUUACCUCAGCCUUCCAGCUGAAAUGCGCCAACCUAUUGAUGGAGUUGAAAAGCACCUCUUGAGGUCAGCAUUUUCUGGUAUAGACCUUCUUCCUAAUAACAUCUUAUGGAGGCAUAAAGAGGCAUUCAGCGAUGGUGUCGCAUCGGUUAAAAAAUCUUUGUUCGAAGUUAUUCAAGACAUAAUAGAUCCAUUUGUUACACAAGAGCAACUUGAUAAUGCUUCAAAACUAUUUCCCCAUAUCACACCUACUACUAAGGAAUCUUAUUAUUACAGGAUGAUAUUCGAAAAGCAUUUUCCUGGACAAGCACCUAAUCUGACUCCUUACUUUUGGAUGCCUAAAUGGACUAAUGUUAAAGAUCCAUCAGCGAGAUUUCUAGAUGAUUACAAACCUGAGGAAUGAAUUUUUACUUCAAUGUAGACCAAAUUCAAAUUAUAUUUGUUGAUCAUUCUGAAUUUCUAUUUCGAAAUUUGGAGAUAUGACUUGCAAUGGAACUAUGUUUCAUUAUUUAAUUUAAAAGUUUGGACUUUUUUUAAGUCCGUUUCCUUUAUUUAUAUUUUUGUAAAUAUUUUAUAGCUAUAAAAUAGCAAUUGUUCCUUUAUAUAGUUUUUAUAAUGAUAAAGAAAGUAGGAUUUUAU